Molecule: messenger RNA, 6526 nt
Organism: Schistocerca gregaria
Lineage: Eukaryota; Metazoa; Arthropoda; Insecta; Orthoptera; Acrididae
Product: zwei Ig domain protein zig-8-like
Exons: 6
Coding region: 377-1246 (289 amino acids)
Biological process (GO): synapse organization
Cellular component (GO): neuron projection membrane
Source: RefSeq, a predicted model, not a curated record
GCGGUUAUCUUUCAGAUGCUCGGCACUUGCCUGUGUUGUAUCUUGGAUUUGAUUGAACACUGAGUUGGCGUAUUCUCGCGUAGUGGUGACGGACGGCAGACCACAGUCAAAAUGAUAGCGCGGAAAUUUAAGGGACACACGCCACUUGAAAUAACCUUCACGUGGUUUAGCGCUGUUCAGAAAACUAUUACAAGUUACUGAACAGUAAUAGUGUUUGAUGGACACAUUAACUUCUGUUUAAAAGAGUUAGCUAGGUCCUGUGUCUACGGUAUCAAGCCCAGCGAGCUUCUCUUGAAGCGUUUCGAGGACAGUCGUCCGGCGAUGCGUUUCAGUUACGCAUGACAUUCUUACCAGCAGCUGGAACGAGUUGGGUGCCAUGAGGCCUUGGACGCUCAUCUUUCUGUCACUGUUCGUUCUGGGAGGCGCGGGUCCCGGGUCCUCCAGCAGCCGCUUCGUGACGGACUUCCUGCAGGACGGCACGCAGGUGGCGGCAGACGGCGCCGGCGGUCCCUACUUCGACUCCUCGGUGCCCGACAACCUGACCGGCCUCGUGGGGAGGACGGCCUACCUCAACUGCCGUGUCAAGAACCUCGGCAACCGCACCGUGUCGUGGGUGCGGCACCGCGACAUCCACCUGCUGACGGUGGGCCGGUACACCUACACGAGCGACCAGCGCUUCGAGGCGCUGCACUCGCCGCACACCGAGGACUGGACGCUGCGCAUCCGCUACGCGCAGCGCCGAGACUCCGGCGUCUACGAGUGCCAGAUCAGCACCACGCCGCCCGUCGGCAGGCUCGUCCAGCUGCGCGUCGUCGAGCCGCUGACAGAGGUGCUGGGCGGCCCCGACCUGUACAUCGACAAGGGCAGCACCAUCAACCUCACGUGCCUCGUGCUGUACGCGCCGGAGCCGCCGCUGGCCAUCGUCUGGAGCCGCGACUCGCAGGCGAUCAACUUCGACUCCCCGCGCGGCGGCAUCAGCCUGGUGACGGAGAAGGGCGCGCUCACCACAAGCCGGCUGCUCAUCCAGAGGGCCACGGCGGCCGACUCCGGCCGCUACACGUGCGCGCCCUCCAACACCGCCGCCGCCUCCGUCCGCGUCCACAUACUCGAUGGCGAGACGCCAGCCGCCAUGCACCACGGCAGCUGCGCCACGGGUCUGCAGCCGCCACCAAUCCGACUGCUGCCCCAGCUGCUGCUGAUGCUGCUGCUGCCUCUGGUGGCGUCUCGGCCGCUGGCUGUGUGCUAGCACCACUGGCGUCUUUGGUCGAUGUUGGCGCUGCCUUCAGAAGCUGUGUCGUGCGGCAAUAUUUUCACCACUGCCUGUGUGUGUGUCCAAUGUCGUUUUUGUGUACAAUAAUUUAAGGGCGGUAGAGAUAAAGUUCAGCAGAAUUCCACUAAAAGAAGGACCGAUUUGCUAUCAGAAAAUUCUGCAGACUGCACUUUGUGAUGGUACAAAUGUUUUUCCUUCUGGAUACUAUCUUUAGAAACAUUUGAUGUUGUUCAAAACCUUAGAAACCAGUGCACAGCACAUACGAGUACAGUAAACUAAUAGUGAGUGUUAAGAAUAAUGGCACCCUUAUAAUUUAUUUUAUUGCGACUUGUCUGACAGUGACAUUGGUGGCAACGGAAAACUUGUUACAUGUGAGGGAGCAAUAAGCACUGUAUUGUACGUCUUAGAAGCUUUAAAGGCAUUCGUCAGGAAUGACGUGAAAUGUCAUGGAUUUGUGAGUCCAUGUGGCAGACAGAGAAUCGGCGAACGACAGUUUAGUAGCGAGCCUACCUUAUGACAGAGCCACAUACCCAUCUGAUAUUUCAUUCUGAGUAUAUUUCAAAAUCAUCGUUGUUCAGAGUUUGACACAGACUCGUGUUCGGUAGGAACUGCGGUGAGUCUACUAUGACUUAUAUACCCACUCAACUCAGAUUCGCUUUCUUAAGACAAAGAAAGGCCAAUUCCACCUCGACAGAUUUACAUCAUAUUAGUCAUCUGGGACGUCUACCGAUCGAUUUCUGAGCAGGAUGUCUCGUUAUUGAGCAGAGGGUUGAUCCGACGGCUUGCAGAUCCCGUCUCGGUGGACAUUUUAUUGUUUACUCUUGGUACUAGCUCUAUGCAAGAAAGGUGGAAAACUCUACAAGAUGGAGAACGAGAGGGUUCGGCGGGAAAAGGAGGUAACCAUCAAUUUGAUAAGGAUUUGUUUGAUCAUUUUAUCUGUUGUCGUUUAUGAGAGUAAUAAAAAACCAGCCGGAGGCCUGUAAGCGUAAACAUGUACCUUAAUUUCGAAUGUAUUGCCCAGCACAACUGAAUCACUUUUCUCACUGUAAUACGAGGCAGUGAAUGACAGUCUCGCAAAAUUCAUGAGCCGCCGUUGUGAAACAUUCCUGAACUGCUGCCUGACCCCCUGGUCUGAGGUCAAUGGUUUGCCUGUCGGUGGUUUCAUUAUCCCCAACGAAAAUGGUAGAAUCCCAUGGAGACAGAUCUGGACUGUAUGAAGGGCGUCUGGAUGUCUGGUAUUUCAAUGUUUGCCAGAGCUCCUUGACUGCGUUUUCUGUACGGGGCCUUGCAUUCUCACGGAGCGGAAAGACUCCUUAUCCUUUCGAUUUCAUCGCUUUGGGAAAUGCAGACAAGGUUUGUGAAUGUCGCUAUGCAUUCAUCGUUGUCUAAUGUUGCAGGAAGCUGAUAACAACGGGGUCCUUUUCUUCAAUGAAGGUGAACAUCACCUUUCCCGCACUUGUGUGGACGGCCUUGGAUCUUUUUGGAAGGCUAUGACCCUGCAUGCUUCCACUGGAAACUUCGGCGUUUUGACUCGAGUUCGAAGUGAUGACACCAUGUCUCGUCUCCAGUGAACACAGGUGAUAGGAACUUAGUUCAUUUUGGCAUAGAGGUAUAGAUGUUCCUUUUUUUGAGAAUGUUUUGGGUGAUGAGGCUUCUCGCUGGUUUGAUGCUACCCUUCACGACUUCUUCCAUGACAAGGUCAUCAUCUUGGAGUUGUAUCUACAUCGAACUUUAUCAGUUAUUUCGGUGGAUUUUCAACUUUUCUCCCAUGCUCGUUUCUCCCUUCGCCAUGCUCACCAAGAGAUCCAAACAGAAACGUAAUCAGAGCUAUUUGCCAGUGGAGAGAUCGCCAUGACACUUUUUCAGUUACAGGUCACAUUUCCUCUCUAUGCGCAUUAAGUUUCUGUAACACACAGAUUUUUUAUUGCCUUCUGCCUUGUCACGCCUUGAAAAUUGCUCAGUCACCGCCUUUAGCGACAGUUUCCACCCCCAGGACAAGAAGGUUCUCUGGAGCUCAAUCCGCCCCUUCACCCGCUUUUAAAAGGUAGUUGGCAGAAUGAAGGUAACUUAUUGCACCGAAAGUCUUCGGCUGCCAUUUCUGAUGAUCUUUGUUUAAAAUUUAAGAAAUGGUUUUGAAUCUAACACAGGUCCUAGGAUGUUUUGAUUGAAAGACUACACUCCUAAACUAGGGUUGUACAUUUGUAUGUAAGUGAAGGAAAGCAAAAGUCUUAGAGCAAUUUCCCAUCGAUAUAUUGGUAUAAACUAGAGGAGCGCAAUUUUUUGCAUAUUACUUUUACUGUUAUGGAAAGCAAAUUUGCUGCAUCUGUCAGAAUACUUUGGGGAUGGCGGUACUAUGUUCCUUUAUUCUGACAGUUUCACAACAUACACUGAAGCACUACACUAUCGUUACACCCCAUGUGAAGUGAGAUAUAUGACGGUCUGCAGGUGUUGAAAGUUGUUCACAAUACUACGACACUGGAAAAUUGCUUACAGGCUAUGGACAGGAACCGAUAUUUAUCUGAUGUUAUUACCCAACAUAGGGAAACUUUCCAAAUCCUGUUACUCUGUUUGAAAAGCUACAAUAUCCGUACUACUAAAAAACGUAUUAAGAAAUAAAAUAUUCGCGUACUUCAGAGUUAUUACUUUUACAAUUGGCACAAUGUUUAAUUCGGUUUAUAAAACCGAAAUAAACAUUGAAAUUCACUGAAAACAAUGGUUUUGUGUAAGUACACGAUGGUCCUUUGCAAGAAUUAGAGCCAUCUGCCCGCUAUAAACACCACUGUCACCUUCUCCUUAAAACGCUGCUUAAGUGGGUGUGUGGUGGAGUCCUUAUUGCUUAAUAUGUUGGUUUCAACAUAGAGGAAACUUGCGGGAUACCAAGUUUCCGUUCUUCGAAACCACUAAAUUUUCUUUGGUAAUUCGAUUGUUUAAAUGUUAUGAAGAACUAUCCUCUUUGAUGCUUAUUUGUGAUUUAAUCACAAGUAAAGUGAUUGAUUUUAUCCUUCUUGUAGCACACUUGUUUCUAAAUCUCAGUUAACUGUGCGGAAACGGAAUCAUUAAAUUUAAGGAAGAAAAUAUUUUAGAAUCUGCUUCUUUAUCAAUAUGUACAAUUUUAGAACAAGUAUGAGUUCACACAGUGAAGUUAAUGAAACAUAAUAAUUUGUUUACAAGGAGGACGAAGGAGAUCCUCUGUAUUACAAAAGAAGAAGUGUUGUGUAAAUUAAAAUGCACGAGUAUCAACGAUAAUAAUGCUCGUGGUUAUUCAGUAGACAGCGACGUCUCCUCUGAAGUCUUGAGGACAAAACAGUGUGUGGUUGUAACACCACGAUAGUAGGUAUGGUGGUUGAAUUAGAAGCCGUUUCUCUGGCCAGGUUCAGACUACAAGUGAAUUCCAGGUAUACAAUCACAAUUGUAACCUAAUCCUCCCCAUCCUCCACCCCAACUCCACAGUGUCAAAAUGAAACUAUGCAUUGCUAGGCUAGAUAUCGAAUUCACCUUUUCUGUGUCACGAUUUGUAUUUCUUCAACUGAUUGCCACUGCAGAGCGUCCCUUCUGAAGUAAGAUCUGUAUAUUUGAAACACGAUGACGAGUACUAGUCAGAAACAGGCUUCUGUGAGGUACAACAAGGUUUCACUGUCUUAGUCGUAGUCACAUUAAAUCAGGAAGGGUGAAACUGAGUCCCGUUCUAUUACACUUUCCAUCUCUAGUAAUUUUGCUAUAUAUAAGCAACAUAUUCAGUAUCAAAGACAACAAGGUUUAUGCCCAUCUUCCAGCAAAAGCCACACAUCUAUUUGGACUGUUCUCUCAAUUAAUAGAUAAAUGUGUGAACUAACUCUAUUUUCUAUUUGUAAAUGAGCUAGAGGUCAAAAUGGACCCAACUGUUCAUUUCUACACAUUACUGUUUGUGUGAUCAACAUAGGGACGUCUUUUCCACAUUAUGGUCUCAAUGCAAGCAUUUUCUUUUCUGUAGAAAUUUGAUGAAGAAUUUAAUUUUAAUGCUAAGUUCAUUGUAACAUCACAGUUAUACCCACUUUAUGCUUUUUCAGUUUAUUUUUAUGUUUAAUAUGGCGAGGGUAUUAAUUGUGAACAACUGGAACAGGAAGGACGACUGAAUUUUCUCCUGUGAUGCCGACAUAUUCUCUAAUGAUGAAGUCCUGCUCUCCCUGAAUUCGUUAUAGCUUCCCAUCGAAAAUAAACUUCAGCACAAAGGAAUUAUCAGAAAUAAAUCUGAAUUUGCUAUCUGGUGCAUGUAGAUGGACCAUUUUUCACUGUCAGAUGUUGGCUGAAGAAGCCCAACACGUCGAAGCAUAACACACAAAAUGAAAUGAUUAAUCUGCUUUGGCUGGUGAAAUAUAUCUUCAGUCUUUCUGCUUGGACACCCAGAGUAUGUCCUAAAAAGAACGAUUGUCUGCACCAACUCAGCGGUAAGGAAUGUUUCACUUCAUUUCAAAAAUUAAAGAAAACAGCUAGAAGUAAAAAAUUUAAUUUAAUAAUCAAAUAAAUUUUUAACGUUCCAAAAUUAUUGGAUUAACUGGUCGUCCUUUCAAACGAUGUCAUUCAAAUAAAUGAUGUUGUGAAGUCGACUAAAGGCCACCGUAUCUCCUGAAAAAUACAGAAGUGAAAUAUUGCUCUGUAGACAUAACAAAAUACUGUUUGUACCUCCGUCGGUUCAGAUAUUUAGGUGACACAAAGGAAAGUUUGAGUUUAAAGACGUCCAGCAUAAUAAAACUGUUCUCAAUCUUUUGGAAUUAUAGGAAUAUCGAGCUGAGUGAUUGAGCAUUGUUUGGCGAAAUUUAUUAGCUUUGCUUGGAGGGCAAGGACUAUGUCUUCUCUUUCGAUAAAUUAGCGUUAUUGUUGUAUUCAUUGCUCAGGUGUUGGUUUAUUUACAAGAGACUUUAUUCGGCUAUGAUGUACGCAGAUAUUCUGUGACACCAUAUUCUGUUCACACAUGAGUAAUUUACUGGCUAAGGCAUAAUAUUUCCUGACGAUUGUUUUGAAGAGUGUGUGUAAAGUAACGCAUUUAUUGUAAACUGUUUUUCAUGCACAUCAUUUUAUGUUUGACCUGUUUUAUCUUUAAAAUUGGCUUUAUUUCUAUUUCUAUUUUAACCGAAAGUAAACGUGAGUACCUCAGGUGUGUAAGAACAUGUUCUUUUGAUUUACAUUACGUUACUUGUGAGAAAAUUAGAUGUAUCUGUGAUGUACAUUUCUAUAUACUUUGCUUUCUGUAUGUACUGGACUAAUAAAAAUUUUAUACUU